AAUCCAGCAGUGAGCGGUGGUUAGGAGGGUCCGCUGCAGCCUGAGCAGUACAAUUAACCCGGGAGGAGAGUGCAGAAUGAGCCGCUGUUUCCAACCGCAAAUGAAGACACCCUUGCGGAUAACAUGUCUUGCCGUGUGAUUAUCCUCCAAGUAUAAGAUUUCGCAUUCCUUUUGGGCCGAUUCAACGGCAUUGUCGCUCACCUGUUUUUUUCCCUACACCUCCUGGAGGCUGAAUGGAAGCCGAGGGAGCGGUCGGGGUGUCGGAGGCCAGGGACGGGAGUCCUCUAUCCGGGGCCACAGCAUCCGAUGAUGCUGAUACGGUCGUUGGGGUUAGCUAUGGAAUGGACGCCGCAGACAUGGAUGCUGCAGCGAGGAAAGCCUUCAUCACUGAGAUGCCAUCCUCCUCAGGUCUUCCAGGUCAAGGAAAGAAGAUUGGCCACAGAGGGGUGGAUGCAUCCGGAGAAACGACUUACAAGAAGACAACAUCCUCCGCCCUGAAGGGAGCCAUCCAGCUGGGCAUCGGCUACACAGUGGGCAACCUGAGCUCCAAGCCUGAGAGAGACGUGUUGAUGCAGGACUUCUACGUGGUGGAGAGCAUCUUUUUCCCCAGCGAAGGGAGCAACCUCACUCCAGCCCAUCACUUCCCAGACUUCCGCUUUAAAACAUAUGCUCCCGUGGCAUUCCGCUACUUCAGAGAGCUGUUUGGCAUCAGGCCAGAUGACUACCUGUACUCCCUAUGUAACGAGCCGCUCAUCGAGCUGUCCAACCCUGGCGCGAGCGGUUCUGUCUUCUAUCUCACAAAGGAUGACGAGUUCAUCAUCAAGACAGUUAUGCACAAGGAGGCGGAAUUCUUACAGAAGCUGCUGCCGGGCUACUACAUGAACUUGAAUCAGAACCCUCGCACUUUGCUGCCCAAGUUUUUUGGUCUCUACUGCGUCCAGUCUGGGGGCAAGAACAUCCGUGUGGUGGUGAUGAACAACGUCCUGCCCCGCGUUGUGCGCAUGCACCUCAAAUACGACCUGAAAGGUUCCACCUACAAGAGGCGAGCGUCCAAGAAGGAAAGAGAGAAGGCCAGGCCCACAUUUAAAGACCUUGACUUUAUGCAGGACUUGCAGGAUGGACUGAUGCUUGACCAGGACACAUACAAUGCGCUGGUCAAGACCCUGCAGAGAGACUGCCUGGUGCUGGAAAGCUUCAAGAUCAUGGACUACAGCCUAUUGCUGGGAGUUCACAACAUGGACCAGGCAGAGAGGGAGAGACAGAUGGAAGGCUCCCAAAGCGGCAGCGAUGAGAAAAGGCCCCUGGCCCAGCAGAAGGCAUUGUACUCGACCGCCAUGGAGUCCAUCCAGGGCGGGGCCGCCUGCGGAGGGUCUAUUGACACUGAAGACACGAUGGGCGGGAUCCCUGCUGUGAAUGGGAAAGGAGAAAGGCUUCUCCUCUACAUUGGCAUCAUUGACAUCUUACAGUCCUACAGAUUAAUCAAGAAACUGGAGCAUACAUGGAAGGCUUUGGUACAUGAUGGGGAUACGGUCUCAGUCCACCGGCCUGGUUUCUAUGCUGACAGGUUCUUUAAGUUCAUGAGCAGCACCGUUUUCAGGAAGAGCUCCUCUUUGAAAUCGUCUCCAUCUAAGAAGGGUCGUGUCUCUCUGACGGUUCCAAAGUGCGGUGGCCCUGGUGCGGCUUGGUCUGCCAGCCAGCUUCCAUCCGAGAGAGACGAGCACAUCUACGACCUGAGAGGCGCUCGCAGCUUCCCAACCCUGGAAGAUGAAGGGCGAACCGAUCUUCCAUGUACACCUCCGUCGUUCGAAGAGGCCACCACGGCAUCCAUUGCCACCACCCUCUCCUCCACCACCUCUCUGUCCAUCCCUGAAAGAUCUCCCUGCGACACAGUCGAGCACCCACGCUACAGGAGGCACACCCAGUCUCUCAGCCAUGAUGGAAGGACCCAGGAGGAGCUGCGUGUGCGUGAAGAGGACCAGCAGACCAUCACAGUGGAGGUGGAGUUAAAGAGACGCGAGAGUGAGCCCACCAUUUCCAUUCUGCAGGCUUCAUCUGAACCCAGUGAGGCUCAAGAGGAUGAGGUUGCUGUAGCACCUUGUGUCUCUUCUCCAGUCCUCGAGGCCUCGCCCGCUGCUGUUGCUCAUCCAUCCGAAGCAGCUGGGGACAUUCCAUUCAGUCCCAAACUGGAGGCAGCAGCGGCAGUGGUGGUAGUGGAACCAGACAGGUCCAGCCACAUGUCAGGCUCAGGGUGCACCAGUCAGGCUUCGGUGGAUGACGACGACGACGUGCCAGUCACCGACAUCUAUUUUUUUCCUGAUGGAAGGACUUGGGUGGUCUCCCCUCUCCGACAGAGGGGCAAAUGGCUGUCCAGCUGGCCACCUCCAGAGGACAGGACCUGGGUGUACUCUCCGCUACACUAUGGCUCAGAGUCUAAGGCCCUGCCAGAUGGGAAUUGGGAAAGAGAGACAUAAACCCUGCUCUGUGACUGAAAGGCGUGACGGUCUCAGCAGUGAAGAUCAUUCACCUGAAGUCCAAACCUCCUCAAUGGUAGCAGCGGAUUUCUUGUUGUCUCAAGAAGGGAUUUUAAACACAAACAAAGGGGAGAAGUGACUGGAGUACCAGAAAAGGGUAGGGGAGGAGGGGUGUGAGGAAAAACUUCAGUCCCUGCCAUUUUACAUAUGAUACUUGUGUUUACGUGUGACAUAGUACAAGUAAAGUUGUAUGUUAUAUGUUUGGCGUGACACACCACACUAACUUAUGUUGUCUUGCACAUGAACUCAACAUCUAACAAGCCCAUCUUGUUUGUCCCACGUGCAUCCAUGCGGCGGCCAUAUUGGAGUAGUCUGGAUUUCCAUAGUAACGUAAACAAGACACUUUAUUGCCAUUUUAUUUACUGUGUCACUGUGUUGUCAUGAUAUUUGCACACAGCAAGUCCCCAAACUUGGGGCAAGUACCCCUCCAAUGUGGCAGCCUCAUGCAUGCAUACAUUGCCAAGAGGAAUGGGGGAUUUAGGGACACCCCCCCCAUGCAGAGGUCAUGUGUUUGGCCAGUCAAGCUAACAUUUCCAAAACUUGAUGUUUAGGACAGACAUCCUAAAACGCACGUUGCUUUUAUUUAAGCUUUAUAUAAAAAUGUUUUUUGCAGUAUUUUUUAUUUGACAUGUAUUAAUAUAUAUAACUGUCAGCUUGUUUAUUUCUUUUAAAUGUUACCUUUUGAAUUUGUUUGAUCCAAAGAACCUUGAUUAUAUAAGUACAUCUGUGAGGGAAGAUUUUUCCAGAUCAGACGUUUCACUUUUGAAAAUUUCCUCAAAUAGUGGCCUCCACUAGAGAAAAGAUACCGUGUCUCAAUAAAUCAUGGGGUUGUGACAAAUAAGCACAUCUCCUGAAAUAGAUGCCCCCCUUUUGCCAUUUCAGGUAUAAAAAAGGAGUGGUAACUGCAAGUACCUCAGUUGAUAGACAUUAAAAAGUUGAUUGCUGAGCCCAUCUGAACGCUGCUGCACACCAAAACAGCCUCACCUACCGAGUAAUGUUAAUGGUAUCUCGGAUGAGUGUGACUGCAUGCUGUAGUUCUCUGCACAGUAUUAAAGAUGAUCCCAUCUUUUCCCAUGAUUAGUGUUCCAGUAGAUUGAAAGGUGCUCGCUCCACAAUGUUGUGUGCACUCAUAUUUAUUAGUGCGUUUUGGAUAUAUCAUUUAAUAGUCACAAAAUAAAUAAAAUAAAGACAGUCCUCCCAUCUGAAGUUGAGUAAAUAAACACUCCUGGCCACUAUUUGCAAAAAUAUACAAAUAUUGGUUAAUUGUAUUACAAAAAUGCAUUUUUCCAAAUAAAGGCGUCCUCCUCAACAAACGCCUUACCCCUAAUAGAGUCCUAGUAAUUGCUGAAGUUGAGUGAAUAAACACCACGGGCCACUAUUUGCACAAAAUAUUGUAACAUUGUUUACAAAUAUUUUGUUUAAAAAUGUUUCAUGCCUUUGUCGGGGGGAAAAAGGGCCCCUGCCCCAAACAAACGGCUUACUCCUAAUGGAUGCAUAGUCCUCUCUGUAGUUGAGUAAAUAAACCCCUCCGGCCACUAUAUGAGAAAAUACACUAAUGAACGUCGCUUUGUAGUCUUCCGGCCUUGCCUGCUUUUUUUGGUCAAUCACACUGGCAUCACCAUACUUUUACAUAUACAGUAGUACUUUAAUGGAAGGGAAGCUAAUCAAGAUGACUUUUUUUACUAUGUGGUCGCCCUAAACUCAGCCAGCUCCACCAGGUAGAUGUUUUCUAAUCUCUCUCUUUGUAGACAUAGCACAUCAGUGGUAGUAUUUGCAGUCCAAAAUCGUAUAUAUAUAUAUAUAUAUAUAUAUACCUGUUACCUGUAUAGUAUAUAUAUGAACAGGGAUGAGACACAGUAGUUUUGAAAAAGGAUUGAAUGUUGUUCUACUAACUGCUAUGAAUAAGACCUGAAGAUAGUGGCCAAAAUAAACAUGCAUCACAUGGAACAUUUGUGAGCUAAAUAGAUAAUAAUUAUACAUUUGUUUUCUGUUGGUGAACUCCACCAAAAUCUUUUUGCAUAUUUUAAGGCUCUUCAUCAAGGCUCUUUUUUUACAGUGGAACCUCCUAAGUCAAACAUUACAAAAGUAAUGGAGUUAUACCAAAAUUGUGUGUGAUGAUAACCAUAGAACCACAAAUGGAACUGGCUGCGACUUAUGAGUGGUGUAGAGAUUUAUACAUGCGUUACUACUAGUUGUUGAUAACAUCUUUUUUUGUCGAAAAAAUAGUCUGAAAGAGGCUUAAUAUCUUAUAUUCAAGGUUGUCUUAUAUUCGAGUCCAGCUAGAACAAGCCAACGGAAAUAACUUGUAGAUGAAAACAAAAUGGCUAUGCUAACAAACAUUUUCUUUUACUGGUUAUUGUCUUCAAAGGGUGCCAAGUGUUACUUUAUUUUCAUUUUAUUAUACAGCAGUUGAUGUCUUGACAGUUAGGAAUGUUCAAAUGUCACUUAAAGCUUUGUCCCCACAGUUCGUAAAGGUUUUAGAAUGACCACAGUUUGACCUUGGAACAGUUUAUUGACAUUUCCAUUGUUUAGAAAUGAGACCAACUUGUUGCAUGACUUUGGAGGUUCCAGUGUAUUUUCAUUUACUCUCAGAAAUGAUCAGUCAGUCUGAAGAGUAUGUUUCUGUGUAUGUUUUAUCUGUAACAGAGGCCAGUUUGUUCCACAUAUUGUGUAAUCAGUGCUAUCAUUACAUUGCGACCAUAGCAGCAAUAUAUAUAUUUUUUUAUUUCAUUUGAAUUGCCUUAUUAUGAAAGAAAUGUAAAUGUAAUACCAUUGUUUAUUUAUAUAUUCAUUUUUUUCCCACUUGUGCAGUCGUAUUUAUUUUUCUUUCUCAUAGUUGUGCUCCUGAGAACGUGUACAUAGAAAUUAUAAAUACAUAUAUAAAGAUAUAUUUUCCAUCAGAAUUGGAGAAUAUUAUUUUUGUUUGGUUUUAUUUUUGCUGCUCGACAAAGAGAUAAUUUACUGAGUCAUAUUCCUCAGUGCGUUUACUAAGAAGCAGCUGAUGUGUAUUUAUGGUGUGUGACCACAUCACAGCUGUUUCUUUGUAAAACAAACCAAAAAGAUUUGUGGGUUUUACUGUACAUGCAAAUCAGUAGGGAUUCUUCCAAAGUGUUCAAGCUGUGUUGUGUGUGUUUUGUGUGUGUGUUUUCAAAUCGCUGUGUGUUCCCUUCUUCCAAUCGGAAGAGUCCUUUACAGAGACAUAGCAUGGUUUCAACAUGAAUAAUGCAGAUCAGAAAUGUGUAUUUAUGUAUAUCUGUGUAUAUUCAUCUAUUUAUACAAGAGGAUAAAUAGAUGGCUGUAAGUGUGCGUGCGUGUGUGUGUGUGUGUGUCUGGACUCAAUCAGAAUGAAUAGAAAAUAAAGCAGUUCUAUGAAUUGUCCAAUGCACACCUUGUGA
Dunckerocampus dactyliophorus (ringed pipefish) is the source of this 5926-nucleotide messenger RNA. It is a transcript of the gene pip5k1ca, whose product is annotated as phosphatidylinositol-4-phosphate 5-kinase, type I, gamma a. Bases 234 to 2471 code for a protein of 745 amino acids. Gene Ontology annotation, biological process: phosphatidylinositol metabolic process. Lineage: Eukaryota; Metazoa; Chordata; Actinopteri; Syngnathiformes; Syngnathidae. The record is from RefSeq and is a predicted model, not a curated record. Gene Ontology annotation, molecular function: phosphatidylinositol kinase activity. The transcript is spliced from 19 exons.